Messenger RNA from Pediculus humanus corporis (human body louse), 2364 nucleotides. RefSeq lists its product as uncharacterized. The record is from RefSeq and is a predicted model, not a curated record. Bases 1 to 2364 code for a protein of 787 amino acids. The transcript is spliced from 13 exons. Gene Ontology annotation, molecular function: protein binding. NCBI's taxonomy places the organism in Eukaryota, Metazoa, Arthropoda, Insecta, Psocodea, Pediculidae. Gene Ontology annotation, cellular component: plasma membrane.
AUGUUUGAGUCAAAAACGACGAUAAUUGACGGUAAUCAAAGAACCGACGUAUCAAAUAGAAAAGAACCUGGUUUAUUUUGUGGAGAAAUUGAACAACCGCAAACUUUUAUAUCGGAAACUUCGUUUGUUAAACUUGUUUUCUACACGGAUAAUUUUACAGACCAAACAUAUUUUAGUUUCGAUACGAGAGCAGAACAACCCUACGAAGUUUACCUGCGAUACGGUCAACAUCCAGAGCUUUAUCCAAACAGAAGAGGAAAAGUUGAUUCAUCCGGAGGAAGUUAUUGUGAAAGAAGUUUUGAAGAUUGUAAAUUACAAACGUGUUACGUUCAAUCUCCAGCUUAUCCUGGAAUUUAUCCUAGAAAUUUGCAUUGUAAAUACCAUUUGAACACCAGGCUGCCUUUUAUUAAACUUUACAUUGAAAAUGAAGAAUUUAAUAUUGACGGUCAAAGGUGUGAAAACAUAAUGACCUGCCCAAUGAGAUCCAUUUCUUCAGGUUCGCAACAUUGUCCAUAUGAUUACAUAAAAAUAUUUGAUGGAACAAACGAAUCGAGUCCGGUCAUAGGUACUUUUUGCGGUAUGGGUAAAUUUCCUUAUUCAAUUAUCGGAACUGGAAGAGAUUUAUUUGUUGAAUUUGUUAGUUCUCCAGCUGGUCCAUUACUUAAUACAGGAUUUCAUUUUAACGUUGGUAAUUGGCCCGGACACGUUGAAACAGCUGGUUAUAAAAAUGGCACGUGUAAUUGGAUAUUAACAAGCGAAGCGUUAACACAAUCAAGGGAUUCUGAGGGUAUAUUUUUAUCGGUGGCACAUUGGUAUCCUCCACACACGUCAUGCACUUAUCUCAUGUUGGGACAAAAAAAUCAAAUCGUACGAUUGUAUUUUCCAAGUUUUAGAAUAAAUAGAAUUGAAUCUCCGAUAUCACCGAUCGAAGGAGAUUGCGGAGAAUCAUUAACUCUUUACGAUUCUUCUUGGCCUGAUGAUUCUAAAAUAAUAAAAACAUUUUGUGACACGUUUUCAAGAGCAAUGGAAAAACAUGAUUUCGUUUCAACCGGAAACGCAUUAUUCGUACGUUUCGAAAGUAAAACUGGAAGUUAUUCAGGGUCAUCUUUAUAUUAUUGGGCACAUUAUGAUUUUUUUAAUAAUACGUCAUCUGGAGAAAGAGUACCGAAUACAGCUUGCGACGAAGUUUUUCCAAGUUGGAAACAUCCAAAAGGUAUUUUAAGAUCACCGUAUAACACUUUGGUUUAUAAAAGACAAGGAAACGCAAAUCAAGACAUAACAUGCCUCUAUAGAUUUAUAACAGAUAAAAGACUGUAUGCCCGCAUUGUCCUAACAGUUGAAUCAAUCAACUUUAAAGAUCAUCCGUAUAAUACUCCUUGCACGGAAUGUUGGGAAGAACGUUUGGAUAAAUUACUGAUUUGGGAACCUCAAAAUAAUACAUCAGUUUUUCAUACGCCCGGAGCAUCGUGUCUUUGCAAAAAUAGUAAAAGUGUGAAAACGAUCAUUUCAAAAGGUGAAAAUUUAAAUAUGCAGUUAAUUGUUGAAGGAACUCAUGCAGCGAGUAGUUAUUUUAAACAUUCCACGCCAUUAUUUGAAGCGAGAUACGAAUUCGUACACGGGCCUUUAUGUGGGCCUUCAAUACUUUUGCCGGCAACAGAUGGUGAACUUCAUUUCCCUCAUUACGAAGCUCUUGGUUUUGUUGAACCUCCCCGCUACCUCAGAUGCCUGUGGGAAAUUAGAGUUAAUGAGAACAGAGAUAUUUGGCUUCACUUUGAUAAAUUCAUGUUUACAUCCAGAAACUGUGACGAUGGAAAAUUAAGAGUUUAUUUACCCAGUAAAGUGGAACCGAUUUUAACCGUUUGCGGAGAAAAUGUUAGCGCACUUAAAGAUAUGCCCAUAUUGACAUCGAUGCAAUUAAGUCAAGGUUUAUCAGAAUUCGAUCAUAGAGCUGUUUUUGUCGAAUUUGAAGGCACUGGAACUCCAGCAAGAGCGGCAUUUAAAAUUGCUUGGACCGAAUUAUUUCACGUUGAUAGAAAUUCAGCGGGUUUGUUAACUUCCCGUCUCACUAAACUCGAGGAAACUACAGAUGACGGUUGCGAGUUUCCCUGUCCCGGAGAUUCUGGAUUAUGUAUUCCGAUUCGACUUGUUUGCAACGGUGUAGCAAAUUGUCCUAACAUAACAGGAGGUCCGAGCGGCGACGAACAUCCUGAAUUAUGCAUAAGCACAGAAACAGAAAAUGAUAGUUGGUUAGCUGUAGGAUUAGGAGCUGCAGGAGGUGUUUGUUUUGCAAUUAUUUGCUUUGCAUUAUUGUGCCGCUCUUUAUGUCGUAAAAGAUCUACGGAAGACAUUCACGUGCCUUAUUAA